CUCAAUCUCCAAGAACGAGGGAAAGAAACGAGUACCGAAGAUAACGAGAGCCAUGGAAGUGGCGCGAUUUGAAGAGAAUGGAUUUGAGGAAACCACCCACAUUGCGGAAUCAGUUUCAUGGGAUGAUCUGGAGAGAUACGCUGCUAGUAAAGCCGGUGGUUCUUCUGAAAGACACCACUCCUGGAGAUCUCACCAGCACGACUCUUCUAGAAAAGAUGACGAAUCACCUGGAGACUUGUACGAACUGUGGAGGCAAGAACAGAAUAUCAUAGCUGCGAGACUAGACAAGGAGCUUAAAUCCAGGUGGGAGCUUGAUGAACUGAUUGAAGAGCAGCUGAGCAGAUACCAGUCGCAUUACUUCAAGUCCAUGGUCUCAACGUCCUUGAAGGAUGUCUCUAACCUUCUCAUGCCUACGUGGAUACCGCCUCAUGAGCUGGCUGCUGUGUCCUGGCUUGGAGACUGGCGUCCCACUUCCAUUCUUGACCUUGUUCGUAUACUGGCCGCUCAAAGCCCCAACUUCUCUCUCUCUGAGGCGAGUGAACGUGUGCUCUCUCAGCUUACCCGUGAGAUACGUAUUGAGGAGGCUGUGAUCGAUGAGGAGUAUGCGGAAAUUCAGGCCACGUGUGUUCUCCACCUCCCCUUUUCACCGCUCUGCAAUGCUCAGUCGCGUGAAGAAGCUCUAGGUUCCGUGCAGGAGCUGUUUGGAAACAUCAAUAAAGUCAUCUCAAAGGCACAACGACUCAGGUAUAAAGUGUUGGAACUGGUGAUGAAGAAGCUUCUGAAUCAAACAGAUACAGCCGAGUUUGUGGUCGCAUUUGCAGGGAUUCAAGACGCCAUCCACCAGUUCGGAGAGCAGAAGAAGCUAAAAAAGCAGUACCCGACAGUUUCUUUUAAGGGAUCAGGAUCGUCUAGUUGAGAGCUGCGUAGGAAAACGUUUGAGAGCAAAACUAAAAUUUGCCAGCUGCUGAUUACAUUCUUGGACAUUCUGUCUUCUUCUCAACUCAUGUAGUCCAUUUACAACAUUAUGAAACCGGAAACAACUAACAGUUUCGCUGACCAUGUCAUAGUCAUUGGUAUUAAGUACUUAACUAGUAAAAGCAUAAACAAAGUUAAAAUCUGUUCUUGUA
Brassica oleracea var. oleracea is the source of this 1127-nucleotide messenger RNA. RefSeq lists its product as uncharacterized. Gene Ontology annotation, biological process: DNA-templated transcription. Bases 53 to 916 code for a protein of 287 amino acids. The transcript has 4 exons. The record is from RefSeq and is a predicted model, not a curated record. Gene Ontology annotation, molecular function: sequence-specific DNA binding. Lineage: Eukaryota; Viridiplantae; Streptophyta; Magnoliopsida; Brassicales; Brassicaceae.